AUGUUCGUACAACUGAAUUUACUCGCACUGCUGGCCAUCGCAACAGCGAAUCCGCUGACAAGACCCAUCGCCCUGAAUCCGCUAACCCCGAGUGGACAGAUAAUCGGUGGAAAGGAUGUAAGCAUCCAAGAGGUACCUCAUCAAGUGUCCCUUCAAAGUUCUGGUUUCGGCUUCUGCGGUGGUAGCAUCAUUUCGAGCGAGUGGGUGGUUACAGCUGCUCAUUGCAUGGUUUACCCAAGUGACUGGAUCACAGUGCUAGCCGGAACAGCGACCAAAUCCUCAGGUGGAAGCAGGCACAAGGUAGCACAAAUAUACGUUCACGAGAACUACGAGACGAACUGGUAUGGAGUACCAACAAACGACGUUGCCGUGCUAAAAGUUGCAACCCCGUUCAAACUGGACGAUACGCGUCAGCCUAUCAAAAUAUUCAAACAAAACGAAGAAUCUGUCGCUGGUAUCAGCGCGGUAAUCACAGGAUGGGGUGCAACCAAAGAAGGCGGUAGCACCACCGAUGUCCUUCAAACGGUCUCGGUGCCCAUAGUCUCCAAGAGUUCCUGUGACCGUGCUUACAAAUCGUACGGAGGAUUGCCCGAGGGACAGAUCUGCGCGGCGGUACCGGAAGGAGGAAAGGACGCUUGCCAAGGAGAUUCCGGCGGACCCUUGACCAUCGGUGGCCGUCUCGCCGGACUCGUAUCUUGGGGUUACGGUUGUGCCAGAGCUGGAUACCCUGGCGUUCACACCGAGGUUGCUGCCUUCAGCGAUUGGAUCACCUCCAAGACUGGAGUUAAAGCGUAA
Molecule: messenger RNA, 795 nt
Organism: Eufriesea mexicana
Lineage: Eukaryota; Metazoa; Arthropoda; Insecta; Hymenoptera; Apidae
Product: trypsin-1
Exons: 2
Coding region: 1-795 (264 amino acids)
Biological process (GO): proteolysis
Molecular function (GO): serine-type endopeptidase activity
Source: RefSeq, a predicted model, not a curated record